Ilex paraguariensis (yerba mate) is the source of this 2700-nucleotide messenger RNA. NCBI's taxonomy places the organism in Eukaryota, Viridiplantae, Streptophyta, Magnoliopsida, Aquifoliales, Aquifoliaceae. The record is from the annotation of a GenBank genome assembly.
AUGGCAGAAGGUGUAGUGAUGGACGCGGUGGUUCAGGUUCUUGUCAGAGAUGUGGCUGAUGCUGUCUAUGUUCAUGGCCAGUGUGUUUUUGGAUUUCAAACUCAGUUUGAGGCUAUGAGAAAUGAACUUACUCUCAUGCGGGCAUUCCUCACUGACACGGAGAAGAUCAAACGGAAGUAUGAAAUUCUUAAGCCAAUAUUGGUUGAUCUGAGAAAAUUAGUAUAUGAAGCUGAUGACUUGAUGAUGGAUUGCAUAAUUCGAACGAAGUACUGGAAGAGCAAAGGGACCUUCUCUUGCUACCAUCUAUCUCCUCGUGAACUGUUCUUCCUAUAUGAAGCUGAUGACUUGGUGAUGGAUUGCACAAUUCGAACGAAGUACUGGAAGAGCAAAGGGACCUUCUCUUGCUACCAUCUAUCUCCUCGUGAACUGUUCUUCCGCUAUCAAACAGGAAAGAAGUUGACCUACAUUAACAAGCGAAUUGUGCAAAUGAAAGGGACUUUGAGAUCCUAUCUUCCAGCAGUUGAUCGCAGCAGUGAAGGGAGUAGCAGCAAAAGACGGUUUAAUUUACCGGUUUUCAACCAAUCUGAUGUAGUUGGGUUAACAGAAGAUGUUAGAACUAUCAAAGGGUGGAUUCUCCCUCACAAGGAGGAAUUACAUCGCAUUGGUACUGUGGGGAUGGGGGGCUUGGGCAAAACUACAAUUGCCCAAACGAUCUUCAAGGAUAAACAGGUAAUUGCUAGCUUUGAGGAGAGGAUUUGGGUGACUGUAUCUCAAAAUGUUGACGAGGAUGAAAUCGUGAGAAGUAUCUUGGAUGAUUUGAAGGUAAAUGAUAGAUCCGGUAACUUGCUGCACAAAAUGUCUGAAGUGCUUACCAGGAAAGCUUACCUAAUUGUCAUGGAUGAUGUAUGGAAAAUUGCUGCCUGGUGGGAAAAUAUCUCCAGUGGACUUCCAAAGACAAAGGAGCACAGCAGUUGCAUCAUAAUUACAUCAAGAAAUGAGUAUGUCUUGAAAAGAAUGGGAGUUGUGGAAGAAAGAGUUCAUCGACCCAAGCUUCUAAGUGAAGAAGAGGGUUGGUCAUUAUUCUGUAAAGUUGCUUUCUUGUCUAGCAAAGCGAAUUCUGAGUUAGAAGAAACAGGGAAGAACAUUGUGAAAAAGUGUGGCGGCCUUCCGCUAGCUAUCAAGACAAUUGGAGGUUUGCUAUCAUCAAAAAGUCAGAUUUUAAAUGAGUGGAACCGGAUUUAUGAAAAUUUUCAUGCAAAACUAGAAGAAGAAAGCAAUAGUUCAGAAGCAGAAAGCGACAGAACAACUGUUAUGGCUUCUUUGAAGCUAAGCUACGAUGAGCUUCCUACUGAUCUACAGCAUUGUAUCCUUUGCUUGUCAAUAUAUGCGGAAGACUAUGAAAUAAGUGCUGAGCAAUUUGUUCGCUGGUGGGUGGGGGAAGGUUUUGUCCGAGACAAAGGCACGGAAACUGCAAGAGAUGUAGCUUAUUGUUACCUGUCCGAAUUGAUCAGCAGAUGCUUGAUUGAAGUUGUUCAACGAAGGAAUUAUGAUGGAAGAGUCUAUAAUUGCAAAAUCCAUGAUAUGGUUCGGGAUUUGAUAAUUAAAAUUGCCAGGGAAGAGGAUUUCAGCAGCUUUGACAAAGGAAAUAGGCAGAGCUGUGGGUUGGCCAAAGUCAAGUCUCUCCGGGUUUUGGACUUCUCACACAUUAAGCUGGAAAAAAUUUGUUUAGGGGAUCUAUGGCGUUGGAUCACUUCCCAGAAACGCCUAGCUUACUUAAACCUUCGCAAUGCAGCAAAAUUGGUUGAACUGCCAGACUCAAUUGGAAAGCUAUGGGGCCUACAGAUUUUGAUCCUUGGUGAAUGCAAGAACCUAGAAAAGGUAUCUGUAUUAAUAGCAAAUCUUUCAGAACUAACGGUUUUGGAUGUUGGGAAUUGUCCAUUGCUCCAGUGCCUGCCCCAGGGACUUUCUAGACUUUCCAAUCUUCAAGAGCUGUAUGGAUUCAAAAUAGCCAGUUCAACAGACACAAAUGGCUGUCACCUUGGUGAGCUUAAGGAUCUACCCAACCUUCGGGUGUUGCAGGUAGACAUAAAGGAAGAAAGCAUAAUUACGGAUGAGGAAGUGACAGUGUUAGCGCAACUCAAACAACUAAGGGUGUUGUCAAUCAAUGCUGGGGACUCUGAGGACAAGGAGAUCCUGAGAAAGGUUGAUAUGCUUUGUCUUCCUACCUGCCUUGAAGAGCUGUAUUUGGGGUGUUACUCUGGAGAAAGUACACCACAAUGGAUGAACCCCACUUCACUCCCUCAACUUCAAUAUCUGUGUAUUGAAGACUCCAGGGUACUCGGCCACAUAAACAGUGAUUUCUGGGGCAAGGAAGGCAAGACUUGGAAAAUAGUAGGGUUGUGCUUGAAGUUUUUGCCAAAACUGCAGGUGGAGUGGUCAAUGGUGCGGAGGGGGAUGCCUUCACUGAGGUUCGUGGAGGUCAGUCACUGUAACUCGUUGAAGUCAUUCCCUUUCAAUGUCGAGGGUCUAGGAAUUUGGAGGAGAGUGGAGAAAGAUAAAGUGGAAGAGGAAAAGGAAGAGAUCAAAGAGGAAGAGAAAAAGGAAGAGACCAAGGAGGAAGAUAAAAAGGAAGAGAUCAAGGAGGAAGAGAAAAAGGAAGAGAUCAAAGAUGAAGAAAUCAAAGUGGAAGACAAGUGCUGA